AUCAAUAUAUCAAAGACUUGAAUGAAAUUAUAGUAGAAGACCACAACUGAGUCUUCCGAACAUUUCUCAUUCUUUCGUUCUCUCAAUAUACACUAUAGUUGAUUGGCUAAACUAUAUACCAAUGAAAUCACUUUACUAUAGUUUUUCUUUUUCCGUCUUUCACACCGUUCCACGUUUGUUAUUGUUUUAUAUAUAUAUAUUCUCACUCAAUUUACUUUUUUCCUAUCCUGCCUUCGCCGUUUCUAUCUCUAUUUUCUCACUCAUUCAUUGCUCUCGUUAUUCCACUUUUUGUUCCAUUCUGUUCUCUUUCUGCCACUUAUAUUUAUCCUCCCCCCACCUUACUCUCUCACAACUCUACUGCUUCACAUCCCCGCCACUUUAGCUGAGACACGUCAUGACAUGUAGAACAACAACAACACUUAGCAGCGGUACUUCCUACUACUGUGUGUGAGUAGAUCGAUCGUAGCUACGAACGCUGCAAUAGUCACUGUUGUGAUUUCCGGGACUCUGGGAUAAACAAAAGGAAAACUAGCCAAGUAUUGAACUAUAAUCGGCACGUGUUCCAGUAGUUCGUUGUUGGAAAACAGGGAAGUUCGAAUUGUCACGAGAAACUUUAUCCUUCGUCCUUCUUAUAUAUAUAUAUGUGUGUGUGUGUGUGUGUGCACCAAUUAUUGAAGUACGGCCGUGCUGGAGCUCCAUACUAAUUUUUCUGUUCUUCGUUAACGAACGUUUUGAUAUAAAUGCUGAAACGAAAAUUACAACAUAAAUGAAAAUGAAUUUAUUUUAGACAAUAAGAAAUUUGUUUUCAUCUUGGUGAACAGUCAAUAUAAAUAACAACAAUAUCAUCGAAAAAAGUCCAUUCAAAACUAUUUGAACUCGCUAAGAAGAGGAAACUAAAGCAGAAGUAAGAAGCCAGGAAGUGGAAUGUUUUCCCAUUUACUUCGCACAACUUUGUGUUCAAUGAUGAAAAUAUGCUGAAGUGUGCAGUUAGAGAUUAUGAAUCUAAUGAGCUAUGUGACAUCUAUUCUUUACACGAGCUGACUGCAGAAAUGGAUUGGAAGUGACCACACCGGACAAUGUAUGCUAUCUGUUGAUCCGUUCACCGCUGUCGAAAUGAAGAACUGUAGAAUCGCUAAUUUCAAUGGAAGGAUUUCCAAAUGUUCGGAGUAUCAGAGAUGACAAGAUGGUCAGGUUGGAAAUUACCUAAAUACUAAAGAGUAAAAAGAAUACGCACGCUUUAAGUGCGGAAAUCUUACACAAUCUCGAAAACCUGUUUUCAUUGUUACCCACUUAACGCCAUCCACUACUUCGUAGGUAAUAAGUUUCGUGUUAUUGGGGAUACUUGCUAAAAACGUCUGCCAGUAGUCAUAUGCUUGUCCCAAAGCUUAAACCAUGCAACUGUACUUGUAUUAAUAUUAUCUUUGGAAUCGUAAAAAAUCUGUUGCCGAAUAGUUAAAUAGUUAAUUCCAGCACAAAUUGUUGAUCUGAUCCAAUCUUCGAUUAUAGCAGGUGUUUAUAUAUAUAUAUAGUUUUACACUCCACAAUUAUUUUUACAUACCAUUCUCUUAUUAAUUAUCAAUAGUUAUAUCAUUGUAUAUUAUAUUAUAACUAUUACUACUAUAAAUUAAAGAAAACGUUAAGGCAAAUCCCAUGUGUAUUCCUUCUUUACUUGCGGAUUAGCUUGUCAAACUAUUUAUUACCUGUUAGAAACAACACGUUGACAAAUAGCCCUUUAAAUACUUCAUAAUUAUUAAGGGUUUAAUGUGAUUACUUUUCGAAUAUGAUUAUGUUUCACGCAUAAGAUAUAUUUAACGUAUCAACAAUGGUUGAAAAUUUAUUUAGUUGAUUUUAUAUGUAACUGCGCUCGUCAUAUAUAUAUAUAUAUAUAUAUAUAUAUAUAUAUAUAUUUUACCAAUAUGUGUUUAAUGAACUUUUUCUCGCGUCUUCUUCUAAGCUCAUCUCCUCGGCGCACCAAUCGCCGUAUUGUCCCCAAUCACACUAUAAACAUACGUCUUUCCGAUAAAGACCACCCCAAUCAUGCUUAUAAAACCAACAAAAUAAAAACUACCAAAUAUAGCAUUUUAACGUUUUUACCUAAAAAUCUUUUUGAACAGUUCCACCGUUUGGCUAACAUUUUUUUCAUAUUUGUGGUGAUUCUAAAUUGGAUUCCACAGGUACAGGCUUUCGGUAAAGAAAUAGCCAUGGUACCUGUGAUAUUUGUUCUUGGAGUAACUGCUGUUAAAGACAUAUUUGAAGAUUUCCGGAGAGGAUUAUCAGACAGACAGAUCAACCAGAACACGUGUCGAGUUUUGGGGAAAAACAAAGCAUAUAUGAAGACACCUUGGCAUGCCGUUCGUGUUGGAGACUUAGUACAUUUGUCGUGCAAUGAAGUCAUUCCUGCUGACAUUUUGUUGUUAAGGUCUAGUGAUUCAUCUGGCCUUUGUCACAUAGAAACAAGCAAUGUUGAUGGGGAAAACAACCUUAAACAAAGAUUCUGUGUACAAGUCAAUAAAAAACAGAGGAAAUAUAACCUAACAGAGUUUAGAGAAACGGUGAUAUGUGAUUUACCAAAUGUAGAUAUUUACAGAUUUAAUGGAUUCAUCCCUCUAAAUGAUGAUACCAAGAUUCCUCUCAGCAACAGUAACAUCCUUCUUCGAGGUUGUGUUUUACAGAAUACAGAUUUUGUGGACGGAUUAGUAAUAUAUGCAGGUCAUGACACAAAAGCUAUGCUCAAUAACAGAGGACCCAGAUACAAGAGAAGCAAACUGGAAUGUAAAAUAAACCGGGAUAUUGUUUGGUGUGCCCUACUGUUGAUUUUUCUCUGUGUCUUCUGUGCAGCUGCUUCUGUGAUUUGGUUGAAUAAGUAUGUCAACCCUGAAAAUAUACCAUUUGUACCAUAUGGAGACAGCGCACAAUAUAACUUGGGCCUCAGAGCUUUAAUUGAGUUUUCCAAAUACAUUAUUAUUUUCCAGGCUGUUAUACCACUUCCACUUUAUGUGUCAAUAGAGAUUGUGAAGCUGGGUCAUGUGUUCUUCAUCAAUCAGGACUUAAAUUUAUACCAUGAAGGAACAGGAAAACCAUUUGAAUGCCGAGCACUGAAUAUUGCUGAGGAUCUUGGACAAGUAGACUACAUAUUUUCUGAUAAGACUGGAACUCUGACAGAGAAUAAAAUGGUAUUUAUGUGCUGCUCAAUCGGAGGAGUUGAUUUCCCCCACAAACCCAUUGAAGAAAACCUGGAUAUUGAAGAUCAUGCUAGACAAUCUUUUUCAAAUAUGAGUCGCACCAGCUCAGUCCUCACCGAAAGUGGUCUUGAACAACAACUGCUAUAUAUGCUGGCUUCUCAACAUACCAGCAGCCUUGGUACCCAGCCAGACAUCCCUGCAGACAUACAAUGUGUACAUGAGUUCUUCUUGCUGCUAGCCAUCUGCAACACUGUUGUUGUCUCAAACCACCCUCAUGAAGAUAAGUUGAAUGAUGCAGGUUUCAUGCCUGCUUCUUACUAUGAUGCUUCAUUGAAUGGUAGUCUACCAAAUUCUCCAACAUUCAAGAAAUCUGAAAGCCAGAAGACAAUGUUUAGCAUCAUUGACCUUCAGAGUUCCUCAACAUCACUAGAGGCAAGUGUGGCUGGCUCUGAAUAUUCUUUUGAUAGAAAAAUAUGUUAUGAAGCAGAGAGUCCUGAUGAACUAGCUCUUGUGAGAGCUGCCAAGAGCUAUGGGUGUCAACUUCUAAAGAGAUCCAAGGAUUUUGUUCAUGUUUUUCUGCCAGGUCAGGGUGAUGUCACAUUGAAGAUCCUACAUGUUUUACAAUUUGAUUCCGACCGCAAGAGAAUGUCUGUGAUAGUGGAACAUCCAGCCAGUGGUGAGAUUAUCUUAUACACUAAGGGAGCUGAUUGUUCAAUUCUGGAGCGUUUAAAUUCUACCUAUCAUGAGGAGCCUGAAGCCAAGAAGAUUCUACAGAACACCUCUGACCACAUCAUCCAGUAUGCUCUUCAGGGUCUGAGGACAUUGUGUAUGGCAAAACGGGUUAUUGGUAGGGCAGAGUAUGAAACAUGGCAACAAUCAUAUAAUGUUGCACAGGCAGCUCUUGAAAACAAGGAUGAGCUUUUGAAAAACUCAGCAGAUGAUAUUGAAAAAGAUUUUGAGCUUCUAGGUGCAACUGGUAUUGAAGAUACACUGCAAGAUGGAGUUCCUGACACAGUUGCCACUCUUCGAAAAGCAGGAAUCAAAAUUUGGGUGCUCACUGGUGAUAAACAGGAAACAGCAGUACAGGUUGCUUAUUCUACAAAACUCUUCUCAACCAAUCAGCAGGUUCUCUAUUUGAGUUGUUCUGACAUGAGAAGCACCCAAGAACGUAUGACUGAAUACCUAAAGCAAAUACAUCUUGACCAGUCCAGGGAAGUUGGUUUAAUAAUUGAUGGCAGCACUUUGUCUUUUGCUCUGGAGAAAUCAUGCCAAGAUUGUUUUCUCGAGCUUGUGGUUCACUGUAACUCUGUAGUUUGUUGUAGAGUGACGCCACUUCAAAAGGGUGCAGUUGUGCGCAUUGUCAGAGACAACCUCAAGAAAUUGACUCUUGCUGUUGGUGAUGGUGCCAACGAUGUGAAUAUGAUUCAGACUGCUGACAUCGGUAUUGGUAUUUCUGGUCAAGAAGGCAUGCAAGCAGUAAUGUCAUCAGACUUUUCUAUUGCAAGGUUCCGAUUUUUGAAACGUCUCCUCCUUGUCCAUGGACAUUGGUGCUAUCAUCGCUUUGCUCAUUUCCUUUCUUUUAUGUUCUAUAAGAAUCUGAUUUCCACAUUUGUUCUCUUCUGGUUCCAAAUUUUCAGUGGUUAUUCUGGCUCCAUGCAACUUGGUGGUAUAUUUCUAAUGCUAGAACAUGUCUUGUUUACAUCACUUCCACCACUUCUUAAUGGAAUUCUUGACAAGGAUCUAUCUGCUGAAACUCUGUAUGAAAAUCCUGAACUUUACAAACAGGGACCAAGUGGGGAACUCUACACAAAAUGGUCAUUUUUUGGCAUCCUGCUUGAUUCCCUCUUCCAGAGUAUUGCAUUAUAUUUCAUUCCACAUUUGGCUUACUUUGACAGUAAUACAGGAAUUUGGGAGUUUGGUACAACGAUGAUGGUGAUCCUCAUUUUAAUCAUCUAUCUACAUCUUGGUAUUGAGACAUAUUCAUGGACAUGGAUCCAAUGGUUUCUAAUGGUGAUAAACUUUCUCUUCUUUUGGUGCUGUAUGAUUGUGGUGCAUGCUUUCUGUUUAGAUUGUGAACACCCUGGUAAUCCUUAUUGGGUCAUGGAAAACACAUUGGCCAAACCAACUCAUGUCUUGAUUGUUGUGAUUACCUCAGUUAUUGCUUUAAUUCCCAGGUUCUUAUACCGAGUCUUUCAGUGGACAUUUUGGCCUAAUGAUGUGAUGAGUAUGACGAAAAAGAUAAAACUUCAAAACCAAGAAUUGACAUCAGAAGAUAGUUUAGAUAUGACAGAAACCACUCCACCAUCCGGUUUCAAGCGGAAUAGGAUUUGGACAACAAAUACUAGGGAACCACAACAAGUAUAUCGGCGUCAGACAAGCAGUGAACACAUAUCACAUCCAUCAAUUUUUAGCUGACAUCUUCAUGUUCAUGUUUUCUGUAGAGUUGUUCAUUUUUAUUUUUUUAUACAUUCAUACUCAGUGGUUAGGCCGGACGUAAGGAGAAGAGGAGUGAGAUUGAUUGUAUGUGUGUAUGUUGACCUCUUCUUUUGUAGAGGCAUUCAAAUUCUUUUACAACCUUUCAUUUCAUGAAACUUUUACCUUCAGUAUAAUUUUUAUAAGUCCAAUGCCCUGAAGGAUCACAGAGAAGUGAAUGAUGCUGUAAAAGGUUUUGAAAUAUACACACAAACACACAUAAUGGUAUAAUUAUUGCAACAGAAAAUGCAUGAACGUUUUUAAGGGUCAAAAUAUUGACCCACCCCAGUAAAAUAUUUUUACAUAUCAUGACUUGGUUACUGCAAUUAAUGUCAUCUACAUCAACAAUGCUGUGACAAGAAAAGACAAUUUCCUUUUUCCGUGUUACUUUGUACUCAGAUAGUCAAUGACAACUCCACUGUCCAAAUGUUUACAAUGUUCUAUGUACAAUUUUAUCAACUUUAAAUAAGCUGAGUCUUUCCUUUUAAUGUCAUGACUGCUUUGAAAAUUGUCUGGAACCAAAGGACAUCAUGAGGAAAUUGUCUUUUUCUUCUUUUUUUUUUCUGAAUGUGAAUGGGUGAUUAUUAGAUAUACUAAGUGACUGUAAAUGUUUUUUGAUGUGUUUUAUUUUUUUAUUUCCAAUGUGAAUCUUUAAAUAAAACAAAAAAUUAUUUUUGUAA
This is a messenger RNA of Octopus bimaculoides (California two-spot octopus), 6334 nucleotides long. Its product is annotated as phospholipid-transporting ATPase VD. The record is from RefSeq and is a predicted model, not a curated record. Gene Ontology annotation, cellular component: plasma membrane. NCBI's taxonomy places the organism in Eukaryota, Metazoa, Mollusca, Cephalopoda, Octopoda, Octopodidae. Gene Ontology annotation, biological process: phospholipid translocation. Gene Ontology annotation, molecular function: magnesium ion binding; ATP hydrolysis activity; ATPase-coupled intramembrane lipid carrier activity.